AUGCCUCAGUGCCUGCAAAAUACAUAUUCCAGAAGGAUGUAUAAUUUCCCCGACCAAGAUAUACUGGGCCAGGCUUUUGAAGAUGCUCUGGAAGUACUGCAGCAGCACUCUGACAGAGAAAUGCAGUGUUCACCAGGUUAUAAAAAUUGCCUAACUUUGAUCAACCAUCACCACCACCGAGCAAGUCCCAGCUACUCUGUAACACCAUCUACAGAGGACCAAGGGUAUAGCUGGAGAAAUGUGAUUAACAGUGGAAUGGAUUUUUACGCAGAUGAGACUGUCUACAAUACGCUGCAGAAUACUCCAGAAACCCAAGAGAUGCAUGCUACUGCUAGCCAGCCAAAAGCAGGGAAAGGCAGAAAAAAACUUCGAUUGUUUGAGUACCUUCAUGAGUCUUUAUAUGAUCCAGCUAUGGCAAAUUGCAUCCAAUGGGUGGACAAACCUAAUGGUGUGUUCCAGUUUGUCUCUAAAAACAAGGAGAAACUCGCAGAGCUGUGGGGAGAAAGAAAGGGAAACCGCAAGAUCAUGACAUAUCAGAAAAUGGCCAGAGCACUGAGAAAUUAUGGAAGAACAGGUGAAAUCAUUAAAAUUCGAAGGAAGUUGACAUACCAAUUCAGUGCUGUUGUUUUACAGAGACUUGCUCCAUCUUAUUUCUUGGGAAAAGAAACAGUUUAUCAUCCAUACAUCCAGUGUAAUCAAGACUGUCAGUGUGCAGAUGACUGGACCAGUUACAGUAAUUACAUGUAUAACAGUGGUUAUGCAUUACAGCAUGUUAACAGCUAA
Messenger RNA from Indicator indicator, 783 nucleotides. It is a transcript of the gene SPIC, whose product is annotated as Spi-C transcription factor. Gene Ontology annotation, cellular component: nucleus. The record is from RefSeq and is a predicted model, not a curated record. Gene Ontology annotation, molecular function: DNA-binding transcription factor activity, RNA polymerase II-specific; sequence-specific DNA binding. NCBI's taxonomy places the organism in Eukaryota, Metazoa, Chordata, Aves, Piciformes, Indicatoridae. Bases 1 to 783 code for a protein of 260 amino acids. Gene Ontology annotation, biological process: regulation of transcription by RNA polymerase II; cell differentiation. The transcript has 5 exons.